UGUGCAAAUUCGCGAUCCGAUUUAGGGUCAAAGCUCUCAAAUUGGGGGGAGUGAUACUGUUUCUGGGCUCUUUCGAUCGUUCCAUGUCUCUGGUGAUUUCAACUUUUGCAAGCUAUGGUUCAAGGUGACUGUGAAUGAAACUGUGGUUUGAAGAGAAUAUCAAUGGUAGUUAUCUUCUAUAAUGUAUUUUGGACCAAGUGAGAUUGAUGCUGAUGAAAUGGGUUAUGCAAUGAGUAGACUUGAGAUAGAAGCCGAUUUUUGUGAUGCUGGGAAAGACUUUUGUGGAGUUGGUAGUAGUAGUGGUAGUCAAAGAUCAAGUGAACAUCUGCCAGAUUUAGACCAUGAAAUCAGUCAGGUUACUAAAUUGAGAUCUAGUCCUCAUCAACGGUUUAGCCGUGAAGUCCCUGGGAGACAUCAGUUACCUGUGUCUACUGUGAGGAUGUUGGCUGGUCGGGAAAGUAAUUUCUCUGGAAGAGGAAGGUUCUCCGCCGCUGAUUGUUGCCAUAUGCUUAGCAGAUAUUUGCCUGUUAAAGGUCCUUGGCUUGUUGAUCAAAUGGACAGCCGUGCAUAUGUCUCUCAGUUUUCGACUGAUGGUUCUCUCUUUAUUGCGGGCUUUCAGGCAAGCCAUAUUCGGAUUUACAAUGUAGAGAAGGGAUGGAAAGUUCAAAAGGAUAUUCUUGCAAAAAGUUUGCGUUGGACUGUUACUGAUACUUCUCUAUCCCCUGAUCAGCGAAAUCUGGUUUACGCAAGCAUGUCACCUAUUGUUCACAUUGUUGAUGUUGGGUCCGGUACAACCGAGUCUCAUGCAAAUGUUACGGAGAUCCAUGAUGGAUUAGACUUCUCUUCUGAUGAAGAUGGAGGGUACUCUUUUGGAAUAUUCUCUGUGAAAUUUUCGACUGAUGGACGAGAACUUGUUGCUGGGAGCAGUGAUGAUUCCAUCUAUGUUUAUGAUCUCGAAGCAAAUCGAGUUUCACUCCGGACUGUUGCACACACGUCUGAUGUAAAUACUGUGUGCUUUGCUGAUGAAAGUGGAAACCUGAUUUUAUCUGGAAGUGAUGAUAAUCUCUGCAAGGUGUGGGAUAGGCGUUGUUUCAUUGGGAGAGAUAAGCCAGCUGGUGUUUUAGUGGGUCACCUCGAAGGUGUUACCUUUAUAGAUAGCCGUGGAGAUGGUCGCUAUUUCAUAUCAAAUGGCAAAGACCAAACCAUCAAACUGUGGGAUAUCAGAAAAAUGUCUUCAGGUGUACCUGCAAGGCAUGAGGUGCUAAGAAACUAUGAAUGGGAUUACAGAUGGAUGGAUUAUCCUACUGAAGCAAGAGAUCUAAAGCACCCAUCUGAUCAGUCAGUGUCGACAUAUAAAGGUCACUCAGUGUUGCGUACUCUCAUCCGUUGCUACUUCUCUCCAGCGCAUAGUACUGGCCAAAAGUACAUUUACACAGGAUCCAACGACAGUUCUGUCUACAUAUACGACUUGGUAAGUGGAGAUAAAGUGGCAGUGCUAAAGCACCAUAGCUCGCCUGUAAGAGACUGUAAUUGGCACCCGCAUUACCCAACGCUUAUAAGCUCUUCGUGGGACGGAGAUCUUGUGAGAUGGGAAUUUCCGGGAAGUGGUGAGGCACCGAUCAUGAGUAAGAAGAGGGUUCGGAGGAGACAUUUCUACUACUGAUGCAUCUAUAUCUACAGACUACACAUACACAUGGUCUCUGUAAGUCAUACAUAAAAUGUAGAGAUGAAGAUGAUGAUAAACAAUAUAAACAUAAGUAAGAAUCAUCAAAUAAGGCUUUUUAAGUUAAGAAAAAUAAAGGCUUUGGUGUGCGUGUGGACAGUGGACAGUGGACAGUGUCUUGUUGUGUGUGACAAACACCAUUCUCUUCUACAACCAUUUUUAAAAGGUUAAAAAUAUAUGUUUCGAAUGGUAUGCAAUGUAGUAAUAAUAAUUAUAUUACACU
Camelina sativa (false flax) is the source of this 1946-nucleotide messenger RNA. The record is from RefSeq and is a predicted model, not a curated record. Lineage: Eukaryota; Viridiplantae; Streptophyta; Magnoliopsida; Brassicales; Brassicaceae.